This is a messenger RNA of Rhododendron vialii, 2602 nucleotides long. Its product is annotated as G-type lectin S-receptor-like serine/threonine-protein kinase LECRK3. Lineage: Eukaryota; Viridiplantae; Streptophyta; Magnoliopsida; Ericales; Ericaceae. The record is from RefSeq and is a predicted model, not a curated record. The transcript has a single exon. Bases 114 to 2450 code for a protein of 778 amino acids. Gene Ontology annotation, biological process: protein phosphorylation; recognition of pollen. Gene Ontology annotation, molecular function: protein serine/threonine kinase activity; ATP binding.
CUUCAAUUUCUUCCACAGACUACCAGCUGGGGCCUUUGUAUAACAACAUGCACUUCUAAAAUUCAAAAUAUCACAAAAUAAUCCUAAACCAGCUAAACAGUUUGUUCACAUUCAUGGCUUUUGCCAUAAUCUUUCUCAUUUUCCUCACAUUUUCCACAAUAGAAGCUCAACAAAGAUCCACAAACAUAAGCCUGAGCUCUUCUCUAACAACUACCGGUACCAACUCCUCGUGGCUCUCACCAUCCGGUCUCUACGCCUUCGGUUUCUACCGGCAAGGCAGCGGCUAUGCUGUCGGGGUUUUUGCUGCCGGCGUUCCAGAAAAAACGGUGGUCUGGACUGCCAAGCGAGACGAUCCACCAGUCCCAAGAAAUGCCACCCUGGCCUUUCGUGGUGGAAGGCUCGUUCUCAACAUUCCACCAGACCAAAACACAUACAUAGCUGAUGUUGAGUCGAUUUCCGCUGCAUCCAUGCUGGACUCGGGCAAUUUCGUGCUUUACAACGCUGUUCGAGCGAUAAUCUGGCAGAGCUUUGAUAACCCAACGGACACCAUCCUCCCCGGCCAACGUCUCAUGAAUGGGAAUGAGUUUAUUUCCAGUGUCUCAGAAAGCAACCACUCAACUGGGCUUUUCUAUCUCGCGAUGCAAGGUGAUGGGAACCUCGUCUCGUACCCGUUAGAAAAUAACGGCGGGGUCCAGUAUGCUUAUUGGGCAUCUGGGACGGCCGGAUCCGGCAAUAACAUCACACUCAAUCUUGAUGACAAAGGCCUUCUCUAUCUGUUGAACGAAACAGGUGCCAACACCAAAAAGAAUUUGAGCACAGCAGAAUCCUCGAAUGAUGGAAAAAUCUAUCGCAUGACAUUCGAUGCGGAUGGAAUCUUUCGAGUCUAUUCGCUCACAAUGGAUCCGAAAGGCAACUGGUCGGUUAUGUGGUCUUCGACGGCCGAUAAGUGCGACCCCAAAGGCCUGUGCGGCUUCAACGGGUAUUGUGUUCAAAACGAUACCGAGGCCGAUUGUAGAUGCCUCCCGGGAUUCAAUUUUGUAAAUCCCGGGAUUUGGAGUCACGGGUGCGAGAGGAAUUUCGCAGCAGUGAGCUGCGACAACACCAAUGGCAGUGGUGCCGGGUUCGCAAUGGAAGAAAUGGAAAACAUGAUAUGGGAAGACCUAAAUUAUAAGGAGACCAAAGUAACCACCAAAGAAGAUUGUAAACAAUCUUGUUUUGAGGAUUGUAAUUGCGAAGUCGCGUUAUACAGCGAUGACAACAAAUGCAAAAAACUAAGGCUUCCUUUGAGAUACGGAAGAAGAUCGCUAAGUACUUCGCAAGUUGCCUUCAUCAAGGUUGCAAAAGAACUUCUGCCUUUGCCUCCAACAAGGUUGCAAAAGAAAGAGCUGCGAUUAGAAACUGUCCUAAUCAUUGGAGCUUCACUUGUUACUUUUGCAAUCAUGGUGCUAACAAUUUCGGGAUUUCUUAUUUAUAGAAAUAGAGUUUGGGUAUAUAAAAGGAUUUCGGAGAAAGGGUAUAUUGAAUUCGCCGGGGAUAUAGUUCUGCGAACCUUUACGUUUGCAGAAUUACAGCAAUUGACAAACGGCUUCCGAGAGGAGUUGGGAAGAGGAGCAUCCGGGACCGUUUACAAGGGCGAAAUACCGUACACCCAAAAGGUUGUAGCUGUGAAGAAGCUUGAGAAGGCUUUGGCAGAGGGGGAAAGAGAAUUCCAGAGGGAGAUUAAAGUAAUCGGGCGAACCCAUCAUCGAAACCUAGUCCAACUCAUUGGUUAUUGCCUCGAUGGACCGAACAGGCUUUUGGUAUACGAAUACAUGUGCAACGGAUCACUUGCGGAUUUUCUCUUCACGCACGAAAGGCCCCAGCCGAAUUGGGAAGAAAAAGUCGAAAUUGCUCGCAACAUUGCACGAGGCAUUCAUUACCUACACGAUGAGUGCGAGACCCAAAUCAUCCAUUGCGAUAUAAAGCCCCAAAACAUACUCAUGGAUGAGCACUGGUGCGCCAAGAUUAGCGACUUUGGAUUGGCAAAGCUUUCAAAGGCGCCGGACCAAACCAAAACGUUCACGGGGAUCAGGGGAACAAGGGGUUACGUGGCUCCCGAGUGGCAUCGGAGGCUGCCGAUUACCGUGAAAGCAGAUGUUUACAGCUUUGGGGUUGUGUUGUUGGAGAUCAUAUGCGGCCGAAAGUGUCUAGACUGGAGCCGUAGCGAAGAUGAAGCUGUGCUUGAAAACUGGGUAUACGAUUGUUAUGAGACCGGAGAAUUGGGGAAAUUGGUGGGGGAGGAAGAAGAGGUGGACAUGAAGAAAUUGGAGAGGAUGGUGAAAGUGGGACUUUGGUGCAUUCAAGAUGAGCCAUCUCUUCGUCCUUCGAUGAAGAAAGUUUUGUUGAUGAUCGAAGGAACUGUUGACGUCCCAACGCCUCCUAGUCCUACUUCAUUCUUAAGUGCCAUCUGAUUGUAAAGUGUUUUUAGUAUUUCUAUUCUUGUUUUGAUUGAAUUUUUAUGUUAUUUGUAUGAGGAUUAACCGAUUAACCUUAUACAUUUGUGUAAUGAUUUAAUUUCUUGUCAUUGACAUGGAGAAAAUGCAGUUUUAAUUGUUGUGUUUCA